Messenger RNA from Didymodactylos carnosus, 1155 nucleotides. Lineage: Eukaryota; Metazoa; Rotifera; Eurotatoria; Philodinida; Philodinidae. The record is from the annotation of a GenBank genome assembly.
AUGGCAACACUUUCUGUUCCUUGUAUUACCGAUUCGAAAAGUCGACACAGUCGAAGUCAAUUACAUAUGGUAACACCAACAUCACGUGUUCCCAACGAAACAGUUACAGAAGAAUGGUGGCCGUCGAUGAAUACAAAAGAAAAAACAAUAUUAGCUCUCGCCAAUGACAUAACGCAUCGAGCAGGAAAUUCCAGUAAAGAUCCAUUAACAUUAAAGUCAAAAAGUUUACUAGUACCUACACGUCUAGCAUUAAAACGUAAUCGUGGCGAAUUCGGAGCGCCUUCUCUUUUUCGUAAACCAGCAAUAUUCGAUGGACUUCAAAUGGAACUAGGCAAUCUCGAUAAAGAUAACGACUUUGAACCUGGUGAAUACCAAUAUGAGAAAAAUCAAUCUUUAAAAAACCAACAGACAAUGACAAAUAAUGACAACGCUUUUAAUAUGUUUAAUACUCGUAAACAUUCGAUUUCAAAUCACAGUGCACCUUUAGAGAUGCAACGCAAUAACACUAAUAAACCAUCAACUCCGCACAGUCUUCCACAAACACAAGUUGUCUCGUUGUUAUACAGUCCGUCGCCUUGCUCAUAUUUGGUACCACGAAAAUCUUGUCGAGAGAAAAAUGCACCAUCAUAUACGUUCGGUACUCGUUGUUUUGUUGAGAAGAAAGGAGGUUCUCGAACAAGUUGGAAUAAAGAAUGGUUUUGUCAUUCGAAUCCUUUUACCCGAAAAGUUGAUUUUGGACGUGAGGUUGUUUGGCCAACGCCAUUUCAUUACAGAGUUCGACCCACAAUAGGAUCGCAUCAACCAGUAAAAAUUAGUUUUCCAUCGUGGUCUUUUGGACAAAAAUUCCCAUCAGCAGAUGAAAAUGUUGAAACUAAACCCCAUGAACAAGUACCCGGACCUGACUCAUAUGAUGUUUUGUCAGCGUUCAGAAAUAUGUCAAAAUCAAACGCUUAUGUCACAUUAAAAUCUAGACAAAAUGGCACACAACUUUGGAAUCAAACGAAAGAAAAAAAUCCCGGUCCCGGCACUUAUAAUCAUAUCAAAUUUCAUACAGACAAACAUUCUAGUCCAGCAUAUUCUUUUGGAAAACGAAUUCCAACAAAUUUAUCAAAUGAUCCUUAUAUCAGUGUUUUACCAAAUAUAGAAAGUAUUUAA